AGUGUCAAAGCCUGGGACUUUAGUCUGGCAGAGCGAUACUAGUAUAGGAAGGGCAGGGAGUGGACUCCAGUUAGACUGAGCCCUGCCACGGUCUGCCUGAAGGCAGUCAGACUGAGCACCACUGUGUUUUGCUUGAAACCCACGCCACAGUUUUUUAUUGGGUGACUGGGGAGAAUUUUUGAGUGACCUCCGUCCUCAGCUCCUGAGCUGGGUAGAUACAAUCUCGUUUUUUUCACUAACUCUGCUUGCGGUAAAGUCAGUUUCACUUUUGCUAUCAACAAUGAAAAGCAACUACAGGGGACUGAGGGCUUUCCAGUUGCUGCUGGGCUGCACUGCCGCUCUGGGAAGUCAGACCUGGACAUGACCAUGCCCUCCACGAGGACCGUGAAGAGCCCCGGCUUCGGCCAGCACUUUUGGAUGAUGGUGAUCUGCACGGUGCUCCUGCAAGUGCUCCUGCAAGCCCUGUCUGUGGCGUUGACUUACGUGUACUUCACUAAUGAGAUGAAGCAGCUGCAGAACAAAUACUCCAGAAGUGGAAUAUCGUGCUUGUUAAAGAAGGAAGAGGAUCCCUGGGGCUCCACUGAGGAAGAACACAGACACUGCUUGCAGGCUAAGAGGGAACUGUAUCAGCUUAUUGAAGAGGUGACUUUGAGGACAUUUGGGGAAACCAUUUCUACAGUUCCAGAAAAGCAGCGAAGUAUUAAUUUCCCACCCAGAGGUGGAAAACUUCAGAGAGUGGCGGCUCACAUUACUGGAAAGACUCGGAAAAGCAGCUCAGCCUUAAUUCCAAUCUCCAAGGAUGGAAAGACCUUGGGCCAGAAGAUAGAAUCCUGGGAGUCAUCGAAGAAAGGGCAUUCGUUCCUCAGCUAUGUACAUUUGAGAAAUGGAGAGCUGAUCAUCCAGGAACAGGGCCUUUAUUACAUCUAUUCCCAGACGUACUUCCGGUUUAAAGAGACUGAAGAUACUUCCAAGGCAGUCUCCAAGGACAGAGGGAGAAACAAACAAAUGGUACAGUACAUCUACAAAUACACCAACUACCCAGACCCCAUAAUGCUCAUGAAGAGUGCCAGAAACAGUUGCUGGUCCAGAGAUGCAGAAUACGGACUCUAUUCCAUCUAUCAAGGGGGGCUGUUUGAGCUUAAAGAAAAUGACAGGAUUUUUGUUUCUGUGACAAAUGAGAAUUUGGUAGACCUGGACCAAGAAGCCAGCUUUUUUGGAGCCUUUUUAAUUAACUAAAUGACCUGCAGCGAUCACACACAGCCCUAAAUGUCCAGUCACCUAGGUUGAUGUCUGUGGUUUAUACUGUCUCCAGGUCCCACGUGGAACUCACAGUUUUGAGAGACGUAAUAGGCUUCUGUGACAACCUCUACCCCCACGCCCCCUCCAAUCCCCAAAAAGUAGCAGCCUAGACAGGAAGUCAUCGAAGACAACUCUCUUUUUUUGGGAAGACAACUCUUUUUUUUGUUGUUGUUGUUUUGUUUUGUUUUUCGAGACAGGGUUUCUCUAUGUAGCUUUGCACCUUUCCUGGAUCUUGCUCUGUAGACCAGGCUGGCCUGGAACUCACAAAGAUCAGUCUGCCUCUGCCUCCUAAGUGCUGGGAUUAAAGGCAUGCGCCACCACUGCCCGGCCAUGGAAGACAACUCUUAAAAAUUGUGAUAUGGAUGCUGAAGUGUAGCUCUCCACAACUGAUGGCUACUGUCGGGGCGUAAGUAGGGAAGGACUCAGUUUUCUUUAAGGGGCUGGACCUGGGAGUUUGACUGUACCGCAGAGAGUGUAUGGGAACACAAGCUGGGCUUUUUGGAGGGAAUUCACAAGAGUGGAGGUGGGCCUGAGAGGACUGGAAGUGAGUGUGACUGGGGGUUAUGUUAAAUUUAUACAAAAUUUCCAAAUAAUCAGUAAAUAAUCAAUAAAAAUAUUAUGUUGGAAAAAAAAUCACAGAAUCUCUCACCUAGACCAUUAGGAGAUUUGUGUGUGUGUGUGUGUGUGUGUGUGUGUGUGUGUGUGUGUGUGUGUGUAAAACUGUUUUCUAUGGUAACUUAUUAUGUGGUUCUCAAAUAUGAACUCUGUGAUAACAACCUUGUGUCCCAUCAUCAUACAAAAUAUAUGUGUUCAUGGCUCAAAAUCCACAAGUAACAGGGGUUAGACACCUCUGAAAUUUAAUGUAUGGCUCAAGAAAAUUCUCUUCAUCCAGUGAGGUCCAGAGAGGCCAGUAGUUUUGACACCCCUGAUUCUAGUCUUUGGGAAGUUUCCAGAAGACCAUGGAUACAUUCUUUUAUAAAAUUGUUUCUUUUAUUUUUUGAGAUUUUAAUGAUAUCAUUUCCUCCCUCCAAACCCUCCCAUCCCAUAAAUCCUUCUGUACUGUUCCUCAACGUCAUGGCCUCUUUUUUCAUUAAUUGCUAUUUGUAGAGAGCUGCGUGGAGCUGCAUCCUUAAGAUGGCUCAGGCUUUCGCCCCCCGCCCUCCCGAUGGCGAGCGCUCUCUGUGUUAAACAACACCUUAUUUGGCUUGGCUUUAGAUUUUGGCUUGCUAAGGCAUACGUGUACCUAUCCGGGAAUCCCAUGUGGCGCAUGGUGGCUGGUGGACUGAGACCUAUAUAAGGCUGGGACGGGCUCUCCCUAGGGGUAGAAGAACAAAAGAAACAGAUUGAAAAGGCCUGAAUAAACAGCUUGAAGAAGA
Molecule: messenger RNA, 2675 nt
Organism: Peromyscus californicus insignis
Lineage: Eukaryota; Metazoa; Chordata; Mammalia; Rodentia; Cricetidae
Gene: Tnfsf10
Product: TNF superfamily member 10
Exons: 5
Coding region: 361-1236 (291 amino acids)
Biological process (GO): immune response
Cellular component (GO): membrane
Molecular function (GO): CD40 receptor binding; tumor necrosis factor receptor binding
Source: RefSeq, a predicted model, not a curated record